Molecule: messenger RNA, 2202 nt
Organism: Prosopis cineraria
Lineage: Eukaryota; Viridiplantae; Streptophyta; Magnoliopsida; Fabales; Fabaceae
Exons: 5
Coding region: 640-1929 (429 amino acids)
Source: RefSeq, a predicted model, not a curated record
UUAAUUCACCUUUCAGUUUUACAAUGCCCGUUUUUAAUUUCAAAUUCAAUACUCAACAGAAGCAAUUAGCGAGCUUAAGGGCUCUCAUUUAUUGCAUUUUCUUCUCUCUUCCUCUUCACACUUCUUCACUGAGCUCUCUCUCUUAAUCUAGGGUUUCUCUUGCCAAUUCUGCAUUCUCAAGCUCCUGUUGUGUUGAGAUUUCGCAUUUCACAUUGCCUCCAGCGCCAUUCGUCUUAUGUGGCAUUUCGUUUCUGCAUGUACUUUUGGACCAUUUAUUAUCUUUUCUUUUUCUUUUUGCUUUUUGCUUCGUGUAUUUAUUCCCCUGUCGUUUCCUCUUUGAGAUGGUGAAAAUGUUGACAAGUUCGUGAAGAGUGUAUCGAAGCAGGCAUCGCAGUAUGUGAUGCUUCUUGCUUCUUUUCAAGAGGAUCAAUCUUUCUGGUUGCUUCCUGUUUCAUGCUGCUAAAGGAACUUGAUUUAAUCAAGUCAAUGUAGGAUGAAUCUGCAAGAGGUCAUCGGUAGUUUGCAGUAUAAUAAACGUUAUACCCAUUUUUGCAACGGUUUUGAUCUAAAAGAAAGGCCCGCACUUGUAAGGUUGGUUUAGAGAAAAAAACUGUUUUUAGAAGAAAAGGUUGGUAAAGCAUGGAUUUUUUCAAAGUCAAGAAGACAAAGAAAGCUCAGAAAGCAAAUGGAGAAAAGGAUGUGGCGGACAAGCCAGUGUCAGAACCUGAUGAACCAAAGCCUGACGAUGGUGGUAAUGAUCAAGGUAAAUCAGCAAAUGCAGAUCUUGUUGCUGAAGCAGAGGAUGAUGACGAUGAUUUCAUUACAAAUGAGGUAAAGAGGAGGCUGAAAGAACUUAGAAGAAACAGUUUCAUGGUUUUGAUUCCUGAGGAAGAACCGUGUCUAGAGGAAGAGGAGGAUGAGGAAGAGGAAGGAGAAUCAAGCUCUACCGAAUGGAGGGAUUUAGAAGCAGAAGGUCAGCGAUGGUGGCGAGGUUUUGAUGCUGUGUUCGAAAAAUACUGUGAAAGAAUGCUGUUUUUUGAUCGGAUGAGCACACUACAGCUUAAUGAAGUUGGCAACGGUUCCCAUUACCUUUCUACUCCAUCACCAAGAUCUGCAUCAAAGAAGCUGCACUCACCCCUUCGAUGUCUUUCCUUGAAGAAAUUUGAAGAAGCUGAUGAUGAUACUGAGCAUCUUCAAAAGCCUGAAAAUGAUCCCUGCAUGGAUAUUGAAACAGCAUAUGUUGGUCAGAUUUGCUUGACUUGGGAAUCACUUCAUUGUCAAUACACUCAAUUGAGCCAGAAGAUAUCUUGGCAACCUGAAAAUCCUUCAUGUUACAACCACAGUGCUCAGGAGUUUCAACAGUUCCAGGUUCUAUUACAAAGGUUUAUUGAGAAUGAACCAUUUGAACAGGGUCUGAGAGCAGAAAUCUAUGCUCGAAUGAGGAAGAGUUUGCCUAAAUUGCUUCAGGUUCCUAAUGCACAAGGUUCUGAUCAACAGUCAGCAGAAGAAGAUUCAGACAUGAGAGUUCUUGCUCCUGAUCUUGUCAGGAUAAUUGAACACUCUAUCCUUACAUUCUACGUGUUCCUGAAAAGAGACAAGAAAAAGCCAACUGGUGUUAUCAGCCUGUUUGGAAAUCAGAACCAGCUUGCAACUCCUCUGCAACUAGUCCAAUCUAAUCUUGAAAAGAAAGCAGUGAAGCUGAAAGAACUGACCAGAAAGAAGAGUUGGAAAAAGAAUUCUUGGCCACAAAAGCCUGAGGACAUACAAUUAUUUCUAGGCCUUAUUGACGUCAAAAUCAUAUCAAGGGUUCUCAGAAUGACAAGGAUAACUAAAGAACAGUUGAUUUGGUGCGAAGAAAAGAUUAAAAAACUAGACUUGUCAAAUAGUAGGCUAGAAAGAGACCCCAGUCCUAUCCUCUUCCCUUGCUAAUAUUAUCAUCACUUGUAAUUUGUAAGAUAAACAGCUGCUUUGAAGCAUCAUGUCUAGUUACUUUUUUAUGCUGCACAAUUGCAAAUUGCCUAAUUUUAGGGACUAGACAGGCAAAUUUGGAGUUGUGCGAACGGAUAACAAUGAAAAAAUGUUGAAGGACUUUCUGUUUUAUCCUAUGUGAAAUCCACAAACAUGUCAAAAAAUUGCUUCAGAGGGUUCUUUCCUAGGUUGUUUUGUUCAACCCUUGGUGAUACAUAGCUUUUUCUUUUUGAA